Hemicordylus capensis (graceful crag lizard) is the source of this 913-nucleotide messenger RNA. It is a transcript of the gene ARPC3, whose product is annotated as actin related protein 2/3 complex subunit 3. The coding region runs from base 153 to 689 and encodes 178 amino acids. Gene Ontology annotation, cellular component: cytoskeleton; Arp2/3 protein complex. The transcript has 7 exons. Gene Ontology annotation, molecular function: actin filament binding. The record is from RefSeq and is a predicted model, not a curated record. NCBI's taxonomy places the organism in Eukaryota, Metazoa, Chordata, Lepidosauria, Squamata, Cordylidae. Gene Ontology annotation, biological process: regulation of actin filament polymerization; Arp2/3 complex-mediated actin nucleation.
CACGAGCGCCUUCGCCUCGCCUGCCUCUCGCUUCCGGCCUGUCCGGGCGCCCGGGGUGGGGAACAGGAAGGGCUUGCCGUUUGCAAGAUUCGCUGCCUUGCUAGCUGGAAGAACAGAGGCUCCCCUAAGCGGCUGCAUUGCUCCCACCAACGAUGCCGGCCUAUCAUUCUACCCUCAUGGACCCCGAUACCAAAUUGAUUGGCAACAUGGCCUUGUUGCCUAUAAGGAGCCAGUUCAAGGGCCCGGCGCCCAGGGAAACAAAAGACACAGACAUCAUAGAUGAAGCCAUCUACUACUUCAAAGCCAAUGUUUUCUUUAAAAAUUAUGAAAUCAAGAACGAGGCUGACAGGACCUUGAUCUACAUAACGCUCUAUAUUUCAGAAUGCUUAAAAAAGCUUCAGAAGUGUAAUUCCAGAGGCCAAGGAGAAAAAGAAAUGUAUACGCUAGGAAUCACAAGUUUCCCAAUCCCAGGAGAACCAGGAUUCCCGCUCAACGCUCUCUAUGCCAGACCCAGCAAUAAACAGGAAGAUGAGGUUAUGAGGGCUUACUUGCAGCAGCUGAGACAAGAAACUGGCCUGAGGCUUUGCGAGAAGGUGUUUGAUCCACAGAGCGACAAACCUAGCAAGUGGUGGACCUGUUUCGUGAAGAGGCAGUUCAUGAACAAGAGCCUGUCGGGACCAGGGCAGUGAAGUGGAUCCUGCAGCUGUUUUUUUUGUCCAUGCACUUUGCUGCCAGAUGUACAAAAUUUUGCUUCUCUUUUAAUAUAUGUUUUCUACCGAUAGAGAUUCAGCGCUUCUGUGGGGAAACCAUUGACAGGAAGAAAGACGGAACUGAAAUCAUGUGCAAAUCAUGUGCAAAUCUUGUUGAGCUGGAGCUUAAUUAUGACAGUAAUUAAAAAAAAAAGUGGUUUCUA